UGCUACAAUUAACAUUAUUACACCACCUUACAAACUCCCAAAACAUAAACAAUUGCCAAAAAGAAAAAAACCCAGAAAUAGCACGAGAGCAGGAGAGAGAACAACUCAGAUUUUUCUUCACAUACAGACACCACACUACAAUACUACUUACACCCAAAAAAGAGCAAAACAAAGAAUCUUACAAAAACCAUAAAAAAAGUUUUCACGAAUCCAAUGAAAACCAAACAAAACCUCUACCCAAGUGAAAUCCUGAAACAAGGUUUUUGAGUUUUUCUCUUUCUCUCUCCAAACAUGCCGUUAACUUCCACACUUUGAAGCUUUUUUUGUUUUCCAACAAUGGCGCAACAACCACCAAACCCUAAACCUCGUCGUUUAACUCCAUGUCACCGUCACCCAAACAUCUCUACAACAACCGGACUUUGCGCGCCAUGUCUUCGUGAACGACUCUCUCUCCUAAACCCUUCGACUACUUCCGGCGAAGCCUCGACUUCUACCGCCGGAGUUUUGCCGGAGCUCCGACGAUGCAAGACUUUUUCGGCGAAAAACUGCGACGUUGUUUUCGGAAUGGAACCUCGUCGGAGAUCUUGCGAUGUGCGUGGUCGUAAAUCUCUCUCCUCUUUGUUCGACAUUGACGAUGAUGUUGAGGAGGAGGAAGAUGAUGUCGUUUCGGUGGAAUCGAGGUUUUUGAGUAAAGGUACUUGUACUGUUGUUGAGGAGGAUGAGAUAACAAUAGAUGAAGGAUUUGAAGUUGAAGCUAGGGUUUCUAAUUUUGGAAAUGUGGAUGAGUUUGAUGAAGGUAAGACUAUGAAAGAGUUUAUAGAUCUUGAAUUUGAAGGUAAUGGUAAAAUUAGUGGUGGUAAUAAGAAGGAUUUUAAGGAAAUUGCUGGAAGUUUUUGGAUUGCUGCUUCUGUAUUUAGUAAGAAGUUUCAGAAAUGGGGGAAGAAGCAGAAGAGAGAGAAGUUUAGUGAAGGUAAUGGUGGUGGUGGUAGUUUGGGGGAGAUGAAGCUUGAGAAUUUGAGAGGAAGGAGGUUGAGGGAUACUCAGUCAGAGGUUGGUGAUUAUGGUUUCGGAAGGCGGUCGUGUGAUACGGAUCCUCGAGGUUCUAUUGAUUUAGGUAGAGCGUCAAUUGAUUGUGGUGGAUUUGGGAGAAAGUCUUGUGAUACGGAUCCGAGGUUUUCGAUUGAUUUAGGGAGGGCAUCGGUUGAUUGUGGUAGGAUAUCGGUUGAUGAGGCGAGGAGGAGCGAGUUUGAUGCUCCUAGGGCGUCUUGGGACGGGUAUCUUGUUGGUGGGAGGGCGGCAUUGCCUCGUGGGAAUGGCAAUGCUCCUAUGGUUUCUGUUAUAGAGAAUGCUAUGGCUACAGUUUAUGGAUUUGAUAACCGAGUUUUGAGUGAAGGGAAAAUGAAGGUGGAAAAUGGGAGUGAUAGAGAGCGGUGGAGAAACGGGUUUGAUCGAUCUAGUUCGGUUAAAAAUGAUAUGGGGGUGAUUGAGGAUGAUGGUGAAGCAAAAGGAUUGUCAAAUGCUAAGGUUUCUCCAGCUGCUAUUGGGAUUUUUAAUGGGACAAAGUUGCUUAUUACUGAGAAAGAGUUGAAUGAAUGGAGGUUGAAGUCGAAUUCCAAUGGAGAUGAUAGUUCAGAGAGUUUUGAGACGGCUUCUAAAGAUCUUGCUUCUGUGUCUAGCAGCAGCAAUGGAAAGGGUUUCAAGAAAUGUCGCCAAUGGAGCAAGUUGUGGAGUAUGUGGGGUUUGCUAAAUCGAAGAAAGGGGGAUAAAUUCGGGACUAGUGAAGAGCGCGAAAGAGAAAAUUUAGAGAGCCUUGAUGCUGAUUCUGUGGAUCACAGUGCAAGGAGACUUGCUCGAAGUCAUAGCACUUCAAGCUCUAGGGGGUCUUCUUCCACUAUAGUUGGAUCAGUUGGUGGAAUAGAUAGUAGGAAUGAAUCGAAGGCCAUUGUUAGGAGUAGGCAGGAAGCUGUUGUUUCACACAGGAAUCGGAGUGCUAGGUACUCGCCUAACCACGUUGAUAAUGGCUUGUUGCGAUUUUAUCUGACACCGUUGAGGAGCCGUAGGAGAUCAAAUAGGUUAGGAAAAAGUAGGUUGAAGAACUCAAAAUCCUUGGCUAAAAGCCUAAAACUGUAUUAAGGUUGUAGUAGUACUGAAACAAUAGAUCAGAGCAGUUCAUGUUGAUAUGAUUUUUCAGUUUCAGGGCCAUUUUGUAAAGACACUUUGUAACCUAUUUCAUGUUUUCUCCUUUGAUAGAUGCUACUAGUAGUAAUUUUACCUUGUAGAACACUUGGCUGAAUUUUCAAAUAACAUCAUCAAGAUCUCAAAUGUGCUUAAAA
Molecule: messenger RNA, 2333 nt
Organism: Beta vulgaris subsp. vulgaris (sugar beet)
Lineage: Eukaryota; Viridiplantae; Streptophyta; Magnoliopsida; Caryophyllales; Amaranthaceae
Product: protein OCTOPUS
Exons: 1
Coding region: 337-2133 (598 amino acids)
Cellular component (GO): plasma membrane
Source: RefSeq, a predicted model, not a curated record